This is a messenger RNA of Nomia melanderi (Alkali bee), 969 nucleotides long. RefSeq lists its product as uncharacterized. The record is from RefSeq and is a predicted model, not a curated record. Gene Ontology annotation, cellular component: synaptonemal complex. Gene Ontology annotation, biological process: reciprocal meiotic recombination; homologous chromosome pairing at meiosis; protein sumoylation. NCBI's taxonomy places the organism in Eukaryota, Metazoa, Arthropoda, Insecta, Hymenoptera, Halictidae. Gene Ontology annotation, molecular function: SUMO transferase activity.
CGACUCCUUAUUGUCAUAUUUUUAUCCCCAUAGAACAGAGGUGUUGAACUGCUAGUGACAUACUCCCCUCAUACUAGUGACUCACGAUCAGCAUUCUUCCACUACGUCAACAAUUUGAAUUUAACCAUUUUCUUCGAUACAGAACAAACAUGAAUGGAUUCAUUUGCAACAAAUGUUUCGCUACAGCUUACAGAGGAAAAAAACCAUUUUGUUUAACGCAAUGCGGCCACAUAUAUUGUCAGGGCUGUAUUCAACAAGCAUCAAAACAAUGCCCUCAGUGCCAAAAAGUGGAUAAUUUUUCUGUGGAACUACAACAACCUUCCUUGUCCCAAGUGGAAAAUUUUUUUGUACCGCUUAAGGAAUCAUUGGAAUCAUUCUACACAAUUUAUGGUUUUCAAAAUAAUCAAAUGAAAAUUAUUGUACAACGGUUUCUUGAAAUUGAUAAAAAAUAUGAAUUACUGAAAUCUCAUUACUAUAAUCUUAGUCAGAAUAUGAAAUUAUUUAGAGAAAAGUAUAACAAGCUAAAACUGAUGAAUAUAGAACUACAGAAGAAACUCAUGUCUUAUGAAAUACAUAAUAGAACAUUAAAUUCUUCAAAUGUUUUCUCUACACCAAUAAAUUCUUUAAAUAAAAAAUCCAAAACAAGGCAUACUGCAAGUUCAUACAUUUUAUCUUGUGGAACUAAUAUGACAUCGACUUGUGUAAUGCUUGAUGGUUUUCGUAUACCAGAUUCCCAGUCUGCUAAGUUAUACCAUUCUCGUGAAAUUUCAGAUACUAAUGCUUCGUAUACAUUUAGACACUAAAUAAAACUAUAUUCCAUAAAAAAUGCUAUCAACUUUAGUAUCUAAAUUUUUGUAAACACUACAUAUUUUUUAAGAAAAGCUAUUAAAAGCUAAAGCAUACCAUUAAGUAGUUCUUUGUAAUCAAAUUUUAUAUCAACCGUUAUUUAUAAUUAAUGUAACAAACAAA